Messenger RNA from Hydractinia symbiolongicarpus, 1772 nucleotides. Its product is annotated as organic cation transporter protein-like. Gene Ontology annotation, molecular function: transmembrane transporter activity. Gene Ontology annotation, biological process: transmembrane transport. The coding region runs from base 72 to 1643 and encodes 523 amino acids. Gene Ontology annotation, cellular component: membrane. NCBI's taxonomy places the organism in Eukaryota, Metazoa, Cnidaria, Hydrozoa, Anthoathecata, Hydractiniidae. The record is from RefSeq and is a predicted model, not a curated record. The transcript is spliced from 10 exons.
GAAAUACUGAAGCAGUGAGGAAGAUCAUCAACGUUUUGGAACAAACUUAAACCUUCAAAUAGAUAGAUCUGAUGGCAGAUACAAAAGAUAAGCAAAUUUCAACUGGUGAGCUACAGAAAUGUAAUGUUAAAUCAGCCUCAAUAGACGAUAUCAUUAUUCAAAUAGGUGAAUAUGAACGCAGCCAAAUCUUCUUGACAGUUCUACUUUGUCUGUUAAUGGUCCCUACUGUAUACCCGUUGUUUACAUUGGUGUUUUUGACACACCUUCCGGCAUGGAGAUGUUCAAGUACCGGUGAAAAAAACGGAGAAUGCUUACUUAAUAAUACUUUUAAUGUUGGAGAUGGUUUAUACAACGAGAGAUGCAAGAUGAAUCGAAGUUCGUGGGAGUUUGUCGUUGCGGAUGAUUUCUCCAUAGCUACCGAGUUUAAUCUUGUUUGUGACAGAGAAAUACUUUCUGCUUUGGUUUUGUCUGUGCCAGUUAUUUCAGCAAUAUUUGGAACUAUUGUCCUUGGUGAACUUUCUGCUCGGCAUGGACGAAAAAAAGUCAUUUUUAUAUGUUACUUCAUAAUCAUGGUGAUUAGUUUCGCACAAUCAUUCGCUCCAACCUACACCAUCUUCUUCUGCUUAGCUCUUGUCAUUGGUUUCUGCACAAGUGGUGUUGUUCCUAUGCUAUACGUAACAAUAGCUGAAUUGGUUGGCUCAAAAUACCGUUCGUUAGCCUCCAAUAUGGUUUGGGUUGCGUACGCCUUAUCAGUUGUUUUUAUUGGGGUACAUUCUUACUUGAUAAGAUCAUGGAGAAUGAGAACUAUUAUCUUAAGUGCGCCUUACAUCUCAUUUGUUUUGUUUUGGAGAUGGGUUCCAGAAUCUGUAAGAUGGCUUUGUAUAAAUCAAAGAAAUAAUGAAGCAGAAAAGAUACUUCGGAAAAUUGCGAAACAAAAUAACAAGCAAUUUCCCAAUGUGACACUCGUUGAAAUAAGCAAGAAAGAGUCUGAAGGUACAAUGUUAGAUUUGUUCAAAGAUUGUCAACUCCGACGUUCUGUUCUCCUGCAAAGCGUCGUUUGGUUUAUCAACGAACUGAUAUACUCUGGAAUCGUUCUUGCAACUUCGUAUCUGAGUGGAAGGUUUUAUUUAGAUUUUAUUUUAGUCAGCCUGGUUGAAAUUCCAGCAAAUGCAGUUGUCAUCUAUGCUUGUAAUAGGAUUGGACGAAAGAAGAGUACCAUAUCUAGUACUUUUUUCGCUUUUUGGUGUCUACUUGCAGUAGCUUGUAUACCAGAGGAUGUAACGCACUCGGGUUACAGCAUAUCAAGAGCAUUUUUUGGAAUCAUGGCAAAAUUCUUCAUUUCCAUCUCAUUUAAUUCUGUAUAUUUACUCUCAGCUGAAACCUUCCCCACUGUUGUCAGAACUCAAGCAAUGGCUUUACUUUCUACGAUGUUAUUACUCGGAGCAGCAGUUUCUCCUUGGGUGUCCAACGCACUACGUUUAGUUUAUUUUCAACUUCCAUUCAUCGUACUUACUGUAUUAUGUUUCGGUAAUGUGAUUUUGAGUUUCUUUUUAAAGGAAACAAAGGGUUUGGUGUUAGAAGAAGUGUUGACAAAAGAGACACCACCUCCGAAAGAUCCAAAUAUGGCAGACGCUUCUGUUUGACCUUGUCCGUGUCAACUGCAUUCUUUUGGCGAGAAUAGUUCGAAACAAAUAUGAUUUGUGGAAUUUACGAUAAAAAUUAAAUUCCCUGUUCAUAUAGAAUUUUGUAUAACUUAUAUUUAUUUUCAUAGU